Messenger RNA from Sclerotinia sclerotiorum 1980 UF-70, 4344 nucleotides. RefSeq lists its product as hypothetical. The transcript has 10 exons. The record is from RefSeq and is a predicted model, not a curated record. Gene Ontology annotation, biological process: negative regulation of transcription by RNA polymerase II. Gene Ontology annotation, cellular component: Sin3-type complex; chromatin. Gene Ontology annotation, molecular function: transcription corepressor activity. NCBI's taxonomy places the organism in Eukaryota, Fungi, Ascomycota, Leotiomycetes, Helotiales, Sclerotiniaceae. The coding region runs from base 1 to 4344 and encodes 1447 amino acids.
AUGGCGCUUAUCGGUCAAAUUAAUCGAGAAUCUGAUCAGCCAACAAAAAACGUCAUGAAUAAUCAGCCACACAACGGUCCUCCAAAUUUCGACCGAGAUCGAGAUAUGGAAGAACAACUACGACAACGUGCUUUACAGCAUAAGCAGGAAGAUAUGACGACGCAGCGCGAGCGCGACCUUGAGAGACAAGAAAGAGAUCGGCAACAUAGAGAGCAACAAUACCAGCCAGCACCUCCGCAUCAAAGCAAUGCCGGCAGUAUUCCAUUGCACCAACCCGUAGCAAAUCGGACAACUACCGCUAUGCAUAGUCCAGGAGGAAUUCUUGCUACUCAUGGCACUCCACUAGGAGCUCCAAGUGGACCUGGCAAUGCCUUCGGGGGCCCGCUUCACAAUGAUGCAGCACGCAAUCUGCAACACCAUGCCCAAAACGCCGCUCAACAGCCUCAGCAGCAACACAUCUUCAGCUCGGAACCCAUCUUUAGCCGCGGCUCAGGUGCUCCUCAGUCAAAUGCGCCACUUGGUGUUCCAGGUGUCGCAGACGUUGGAUUCGGCAGGCCUCAGAUAGUGUCACGAGAGACGACACAGCAGGAGGUAGCAGCCGCAAGACUGAUGCCCUUUGGAGGAGGACCUGUGACUCCCGGUCACCAAAUGCCUGGUCCUGCUGGUUUAACACAAGGUGGUCAACAGCCGAUUCUAAAUGAUGCUCUUAGCUACCUCGACCAGGUCAAAGUCCAGUUCGCAGAUCAACCCGACGUUUAUAACCGAUUUCUUGAUAUCAUGAAAGACUUCAAAAGUCAAGCUAUUGAUACUCCCGGUGUUAUUAAUCGAGUAUCCGAACUUUUUGCAGGGCAUCCAAAUUUAAUUCAAGGUUUCAACACAUUUCUACCACCUGGAUACAGAAUCGAGUGCGGUGCCGACAAUAAUCCAAACACAAUUAGAGUCACAACUCCCAUGGGAACAACCGUUCAAUCAAUUCCAGGAGCCGGUCGUGCACUUGGUGAGACUGUAGUUAGCCACGGCAGCGGCGCAAACGGAUUUUACAAUCCUCAACGUCCAUCAACGACUUGGCAGCAACCCCAGCAUAGUAUCGAAAGUCCAGAAGCAGUCUUCAGCCCGCCUCAUCAGAGUGCCGCGAUCCCUUAUGGUCAUAAUCAAACACAAAUUGGAUCAUAUGAAGCACAAGCAGCAGCAGCCGCCGCCGCCGCAGCUCAUCAACAACAACAACGAGGUGUCUCUCAAUUAACGAACGCUGUCAGUGCGACCUUGGGUCAACCACCAAGAAACACCCAGACGCCAACACCUGGCGGUAGCUCUGGUAAUUUGAAUGGUUCUGGUGCGCAGCCGGGCAUGGAAAAGCGCGGUCCGGUUGAGUUUAAUCAUGCAAUAAGUUACGUCAACAAAAUCAAGAAUCGUUUCCAAGAUAAACCCGAAAUAUACAAACAAUUUCUCGAAAUCCUCCAAACAUAUCAACGCGAAUCUAAACCCAUUCAAGACGUUUAUGGUCAAGUAACCACUUUGUUUGGUACUGCACCCGAUCUCCUGGAAGACUUCAAACAAUUUCUUCCUGAAUCAGCUGCGCACGCAAAAGCUGUUGCGAAGGCGGCGGAAGAAGCAACUGCUAUGCCAGAUGCUUCUCAAAGUGCCCAGCUUGGAAACAGAGGUCCUUCGGGAGAUACCAAAUUACCAAUCAUGGGAAAUUUCCCAAUCCCUACACCUACGACUGGCAAGACAGAAAAGAAGCGCAAACCUCUCACUCAAGGAUCUGGUUCGCAGAUGAACAAUGGUGGAGAAAGCUCUGUUCGUGGCGCCGGCACACAACCUAAUAAGCGACCGAAAACCCACCAUAACAAUAAGCCACUUGCUGCCGACGCUGCCGCGGUAUCUCCAACUCUGACGCCCAUUGUACCCGAACCACUUCCUCCUGCGUCUAUGUCCGCCGCUAGUUCUGAAGAAUUAGCCUUCUUUGAUCGUGUAAAGAAAUAUAUCGGCAACAAGUCCACCAUGAACGAGUUUCUGAAGCUCUGCAACCUUUUCUCCCAAGACCUCAUAGAUCGAAAUGUUCUAGUUUUCAAAGAACGAUUGAAGCCUUGCAGUGGUCGGGAUGAGAUGUGCCAUGCUGUGCUCAAUGACGACUGGGCUUCACACCCUACCUGGGCGUCAGAAGAUUCGGGUUUCGUAGCCCACAGAAAGAACAUUUUCGAGGAAGGCCUACACCGCAUUGAAGAAGAACGUCACGACUAUGACUUCAACAUUGAAUGCAACGCCAAAGUAAUACAACUUCUGGAACCAAUUGCCCAGCAAAUCGUUGCUAUGGAUCCAGCCGAGAGACAGAAUUUCCGCAUGCCUAAUACUGCUGGUCCAAACCAAGCCAUUUACAAGCGUGUGUUGAAAAAGAUCUACGGUACCGAAAAAGGUCCACAAGUUGUUUCUGAUCUCAUCCAGGAUCCUUGUGCUGUAUUGCCUGUAAUCUUAGCACGGCUCAAGCAGAAGGAUGAAGAAUGGACUUUUACUAGACGUGAAUGGAAUCCAGUUUGGGGUGCACAAGGUAGUGUCAUGUACUUGAAAAGUCUCGAUCAUAUGGGCAUCCAUGUCAAGCAAGCCGACAAGAAGCAUUUUGCCGCAAAGCAUUUGGUAGAUUCUAUAAAGACGAAGCACGAGGAACAACGUCGUCUUAGAAGUUCUAGAGGUCCCACACCAAAAUACCAGUACUCGUAUCAAUUUGCUGAUCAGGAGGUAAUCGGUCAACUUCUACACGUCAUGAUCGUUUAUGCCUGUAAUGCAAACCAACACAGUAGCUCAGAGCGUCGACGAAUUUCCGACUUCUUCGAGAAGUUCAUAUCUACAUUCUUUGACCUACCUGACGAAUUUGUUGCACGUCAUACCGCUGACAUUGACCGUGGAACUCCUGACGACGAGUACGAAGAUAUUGCACCAGCCGAGCUCUCCAAUGGUCGAGGCAGACGGCCAGUCAAUGGGAAGAAAGCAGACUUACGACGAGGGGUACUUGAUAGAGGUCGAAAUGGAACAAGGGGCCGUGCACAGAAGGAGGAUAGCGCUACCGGCAGCAAAGAAUCUACACCGGAUGUUGAUUCUAACAUUGACGAAGAAGUCGCGGAUGUCACCGACGACAGAACCAUUACUGAAGUCACCAAUGAGCGUUGGGCUGCCGUGCCAGGUGCAGUUGCUGUUCAAGGAACAAAACCUCUCGAAUCCGACGACUUGGAAAUGAAAGCGGAUCAGCCAUUCCAACGUGAUUGGUACAAUUUAUACUGCAAUCAGACCGUGUUUGUAUUCUUCAGUAUCUUCCAAACUCUCUAUCAACGAUUCAAGGAUAUCAAAGAUGCAGAGAGCUCCGCAAGAGCAGAAAUAGAACGUGCAAAGAGUGGCAAGCCUGCGAAACAAAUCGGUCUGCUAAGUGAUAGAAACGAUGAUUUUACAAGUAUUGAAGAUGGCGAGACCUGCUACUCCAAAGUUUUAAACCAUGUCGAAAAAUUCAUCAAAGGCGAGAUUGAAGAAACCAAGUACCAGGACUAUCUCCGGCAUUAUUAUUUGCAGACUGGAUGGAAAAUCUACACCAUUACCGAUCUUCUCAAGAGUCUUUGUCGCCUUGGUUCCAUUUGCUCCUCUCCCGAUUCUAAGGAGAAGACACCGGAUCUCAUUGAUCAAUUCCUCCGGAACAGAGAAUCAAAAGAAACAUCGUAUAACAUUGAGAUAAAUCUACGGAAGCAGGCUGAUAAAUAUAUCAAGGAUUCAGAAUUGUUCUUGAUCAGAUGGUACCCCAAAAAGAGUGAAGCCCACAUCACAAGAAAGGAGCGUUGGCAGUACUAUACAUCUUCUUAUGUCCGCAUUGAACCGACCGAAGGCGUACCCCGCAGGCUUCUUCGCAAGAGCCUCCUAACCCGCAAUUUGCCAUCGGGAGACACAGAUUCGGAGGACGGCUCUAACCAGCGGAAACCCCUUAUUUGGGGCGAAGAUUUAACACUUAGAAUUUGUGUGAAUAGCUACAAGAUCAUCUACAAGGAACCCGGCGUAGAAUACUUCAUAUAUGCUGAUAAGGCUUUAGGAGAUGGUGAGACUAGACAGAGAUUAAAGAAAGUUGAGGAGUCAAGGAAUCAAAGAUUUCAUGAGAAAUUCGGGAUGAACAAUCAAUGGAUGAAGGAAAAGAGCCACGAGGAGGUGAGCAGGAUCAAUCAGGAAUUCAGGAGAUGGGUUAAUGAGGGUGUCCUCCCGUCGGCGCAGGCUACUGGCGCCAGUAUCAGUGCAGCUUCCGGCGCAGCAUUGGCGGCACUGCCUUCAGCUACAGCUGCAGCAGCCGUAGAUAAUGAAGUUGAUAUGGCUGGCUAA